Molecule: messenger RNA, 2216 nt
Organism: Pieris rapae (cabbage white)
Lineage: Eukaryota; Metazoa; Arthropoda; Insecta; Lepidoptera; Pieridae
Product: transmembrane and ubiquitin-like domain-containing protein 1
Exons: 9
Coding region: 294-1457 (387 amino acids)
Molecular function (GO): protein binding
Source: RefSeq, a predicted model, not a curated record
CAUAUUUAAUAAUAAUAAAAUAAAAUAAUUUACUUAUUUUUGUGGUAGCUUUAUACUAAAAUUUAACAAUUUGUAUGAAUAACUUAUCGACAUACACAAAUUUAGAUCACAACUAAAUAAUAGGCGUAUUAAAAUUUCACGUUAAGGGAAUAACAUCUUCGUAUCGCUGGCAGUUGCCUGCGUCUUAUCAUUAAUAGUAUUAUGUUCUAUUAUACUACGUUCCUUUAAAACUUUCAAGAAUAUUGUUUUGAUAUUAAAUGUUCUUGUGUGUGAGAGUUUAAAAAAAGAUCAGAAUGUCUUUAAUAGCUGGUGUAGGAGAUGAAGUGAUACAGUUUAUGAUAACUGUGAUGGUGAUUGUCAUUGCAUCAUUGGCAUGGUGGUCUACAAACUCUCGACCCGAUAGGUACAGGACAGUAUUAUUAAUGAGAUCUCGACUUACUCAUCCUGUAACUGUGAGCAUAAGAACUAGACCUCUGUUACCUGCCCGACCAAGACCACGCACUCAUAUUACACCUUUGGCAUCGGAACCAAUAUCAACCACAUCAACAUCCAACAGUAGUGAUGGAAAUCAUUUGAUUCCCAUACAAGAAAUGGAUAGUAUUGUGGAUGCAGACAUGGCUAUGUUAGACAAUAAUCGGUUACAUUUUUAUAGAGUUGUUGAUGCGACACCAAGUACAUCACAAAUAACACUUGAGACCAAUGUCAUAGAGACUGAAACACAUGAAGAUUUAGAGCCAGCAAGUGAGGCCCAAAUAAGAGAAAUGGAUAGUAUAGUCAGUGCUAUGGAAGCAGAUGUACCGUUGCAACAUGAAAGGAACAUCACAGAAGUUCCUGCUACUAGUACAAUUAAAGAGCCAAUUCCAAAUACAAGUAGUCCUGUGGUGGAAGCUGAGGGCACUUCCUCUGAAAGUGCGGAGGUCGACAAAUCUAACAAGAUCUUGAUAAAGUUAAAAUAUCUCAAUGAAACACUUAAAGAAGUUGAGGGUAGUCUGGAUGAGCUACUUAAGGAUUUUAAAGGACGACACUUCGCCGCGGAGCUUUCGUCUGAGAGUCGAGUGCGUCUAAUAUUCAACGGGCGUGUGUUAGUGGACGAAGCGGCAACUUUACGCGCGUGUGGGUUGCACCAUCAAGCUGUCGUUCAUGCUUUGAUACAUCCAAAACGGAAUGCACCUUCACAGCCGAACCCAACUGAGCCAACAACGCCAGGCCAAACUGUCGUAACGGAGGCUCCGGCUGCAGAACGAAGCUGGGACCUCGAGAAUAUCCUGAUGACAUUAGUCAGCGUAGCGGUUACGGUCGUGUGGUUCUUCAGGUGCGAAUACUCGAACAUGUUCACGGUGAGUGCCAGUGUUGCUUUAUUCGGGCUGACGGUGUUCUACAGUAUUGCCAUAUUCGGACUUUAUCUUUCCGACACAUUCCACUUCGAGCGACGUCCGCAUCAGCUGCCUAAUAACUGAGAUUUUUUUUCAUUCAACGGGUUUGUUUAGCUUUUUAAUUGGGGCAAUUUUACUAUUUUUUAAUUUAUGCUUUUUUAUAAUAAGUUGCUUUGCAUAUGAAAAUGUCUAGUUAAGUACUUGAGAUUUGAAAAAUAAAAUUUUAAUAUUACCAAAUCUAAAACCAAACGUUAACAUUAUUUACUUGUUUUUUAACUUUUCAGUCUAAAAGUAAUUUCGGUACGUUUAAGUUAUAUAUAUACUAUUUUUUAGGUUAUAUGUAUAUUGCAAAAUUAAGAAAUUGUGUUAUAAUAUUGUGACAUUUCAAUGAAAUCUCUGAUAUUUGGCUCUAUUGACUGAUUGAUACUUACAGUCGUACGAAGAGUUUAGUGUAAUUAUCUUUGAUUAUAAUUUAUUUAAAUUAAAAUAGUUUCACAAUCUAGUGCAACUCAUACAUACAAAAUCGAUUGCCUGACUGCAUAACCAAUGUUAAGUAAGAAAUUGGAUUUAGUUUUGUUAAUUUUUUAAGGAACUAUUGGCUUUUUAAUGAACUCUUAGUCAUUGAACAGUCGCAUUCGACUGUUGGACAUUAUAUGGAUCUAAACAAUUAAAGCGAUUGAAGUAUAAUUGUUAUAAGACAAGAGAUUUGGGUAUAACAGCGACAGGAAAACGUAAAGAGAUACAUAUAUUCGGAAUAGAAACGCAGUUGCUACUCAGAAUAUGACUUUAUAAUUGAACCUUAAAUUUAACUCCAUAAGCUAUACCGCUUACCUCGCUACUUAA